Molecule: messenger RNA, 747 nt
Organism: Parascedosporium putredinis
Lineage: Eukaryota; Fungi; Ascomycota; Sordariomycetes; Microascales; Microascaceae
Source: the annotation of a GenBank genome assembly
AUGUUCGCGUCCGGCAAUUCCGGAACCUUUAGCCCAGCAUCCUGCCCCAUUAGCUGGUACACUGUCGACCGGCCUGAUAAGACGGAUACUGUCCCGCAGUCGGGCAAGACGACGCGUACAUGCUGCUCCAAACAAUACACUCUCAACGGCGACUUCUGCGAGAGAAGCAUACCAACCAUACUCGCGACCCCCGUUCAAUACGUCAGCUCCCUACAAACAUACUCGUACAUGCCCCACAUCACCUACCUCGUCAACGCCACCAUCGCCCACCGCCCCGUCGUCGUCCUCUUCGAGCAAAAGGACCAAGAGGUCCUCGGUUUCACAGACGACGACGAGCACAUUGCCGACCCGGGUGUCUCCUCCUCUUCCUCCUCCUCCUCCUCCAAGAGCCCCGCCGACCGCCUCCCCCUUGGCGCCAAAAUCGGCAUCGGCGUCGGCACCGCCCUCGUGCUCUCAGCCUUGCUCGGCUUCCUCUUUUGGUUCCUCCGCCGCAGCUCCCGCCGUCCCGCCAAGGUAUACCCGCACAACCGCCACCGCGCAUCCGCGGGUCCGUCCGGCACCGCCGAUCCCGAGGUCGCCGAGGCGCGCCUCCGUGCCCGCCGCGACCUCGAUCCCCGCCCGCGUACGAACCUUCUCCGCGUAGCGCCGGACGAGGAGCUCAAAGUGCUCAAAGCACAGCAAGAGGCGAUACGGAGGCGGAUCGAGCAGCUAGAACGAAGCGGCUCGGCUGAUUCCAUUCCAAGAUAG